Pseudogymnoascus destructans is the source of this 336-nucleotide messenger RNA. RefSeq lists its product as uncharacterized. The coding region runs from base 1 to 336 and encodes 111 amino acids. The record is from RefSeq and is a predicted model, not a curated record. NCBI's taxonomy places the organism in Eukaryota, Fungi, Ascomycota, Leotiomycetes, Thelebolales, Thelebolaceae. The transcript has 3 exons.
AUGAAAACUCCCCUCGCGGCCCUCCUCACCUUCGCCCUCCUCACCACCUCCACCGCCACCUACCAAUGCCUCGACUCAGCGCCCAACCUAUACUGCUGCCAGAACCACCCCUUCGCCUGCCAGAUCCUCCGCGACCCAGACCAAGAUCCCUCAAAACCGCCGGGAACUUCGUAUCAGCCUGCCGAUUUAAACGCGUUCACAGCGGCUUGCGCAAGACUCAAUGGGGCGUCGUGGCCAGCUUGCUGUUAUGUUGAUGCAAAGAUAACGUCGUGUAAUCGGGCAUUCAAUAUGAAAAAUCGCAGACAGAAUCGUAAGAUUGCAAAGUACGAAGCUUGA